AUAAGAGUGAGGAUCAGCCUUAUAAACAGGCCUCAAUCAUUGCCCUGCCCCAGACCCCUGCUAGCUUGGACCACAUCAGCCCAGGAUCAGCAUGGCUGUCCGCCUGUGGGUGGUCGCCCUGGCCAUGGCCACCCUCCUCAUUGUGGACAGAGAAGUGCCAGUGUCUGCGGUAAAGGUCAUUUCCCCAAGAAUGCCCAUCUGUGAGCACAUGGGGGAGUCUCCAGUCUGUGCCCAGACAUCCAACCCAGUCUGUGGCACUGAUGGCGUCACAUAUGACAAUGAAUGCCAGGUCUGCUUGACUCGGAUGAAAACCAAACACGACAUCCAGAUCGUGAAGGAUGGCAAAUGCGGACCCUCAUCGCAGCCUCUUAAGCCAUGAAGCCUUGGUCUAGAGAACAGUGGUGGGAGUGGAGGAUGUGACAUGAAUAAAAGAUCCAGCCCAACUCAGCCAAGUGAGCCAGUGUCUUUGGGGACUCUGGGGAAGUGGUUGGUGGUGGUGGGCAUUUGCCCUGACUUCCCUAUACUUAAUCUGAUGUCUUCUCCAUCACCCCAGUGCUCCUCAAUCCGGUCACAUUUCCCUAGAGGUCCCAGGUCUCUUCUGCUUCUUCAAGAAGUCAGCCUCUGUCCCCAGUGGGCAUAUCUGCCCCAGCCUGCUUGUCACUAAGGUCAAGAACCUAGGUGACAUCUGUACCGUCUGCCAUUGCCAGAGAGCUGCACCCAGCCUUUGGGAAAGUCCUACACCCUUCAUGACCUUCCCCCUGGGCUGCACCAGCACCCCAAGUUUUAAACACAUGUGGAUACUGCUGUGGCUGAUAUUUAGGUAGUAUGCACAGUAUAUCUGAAUUACUUGUUAAAAUACUGACGUAGGUCUGUAACCCCAAGACUUUGAGUGUCCCACCGCACCUUGGCCACCCAUAGCAGGAUGACUUCCAGACCCUGUUCUGUCCUUUUGGUCACCAUCCAUUCUGCUAAUGUUGGCACUGGACACAACCCCAGGCACACGUGUACCUAUACAAUAUCCUACAAAAAUACACAGCACCCAGAAAUCCCACCACAGAGACCCCAGCCUAACCCUAACCUUAACCCUAACCCUAACCCCUAACUGGUCCAUGUCAAAUAUACCCUCUUUGGCCAAAGCUAACAGGAGCCACUUGAUAAUGAUGGCAGAAAAGAGUGUAGACAUUGUUUCCUCUAGCCAGUAGAAGCAGUAUCACAUGGACUGAUUCCUGCUUUAGGGUGGGCAGACAGAACAGGAUAUGUGCUGUGGGAAAACACUAUAAAGCCAGGGCAGAGAAGGCAAGAAUCAGUGUUCCCCAGACACUUGAAAUGGGGAUGUGGCCCUGAAUUGCUGUUAACAGAUUUGCAAGUGGCAGGGACUGAAAGGUCAUCUAUGGGCCCUGAUACUUACUGCUACUGGUAACAGAAACUUUUGCCCCUCUGCUGCAUAGGAUGCAGUGUUAAAUUUGGCUGUGAGAAACCCAAAUGUCAAAAUAGCAGUGGCUUAUACAGUUAAUUUCUCUCACACAUAGACCUAUGCAGUACGCUAACUUCAUGCUCCUUAUGUAUUGUUACUCUGCCAUCAUCAGUUUUCCCUUCAAUGUACAAGACAGCUGCUCUAACUCCCGCCAAGUCUACAUUCCAGUCCACAGAGAGGUAAAGAAGGACACCCUACUGCCUCUGAUGAUGCUUCCCAUAAGAUGUACAUACCUGUUCUCCUGUUGCCUAAAAUGUAGUCUGCAUGCCCAGCACAGAGAGACUGGAAAAAAACUGUUAUGAUUGGCCAUGUGCUAAGCUGAAAAUCAGUUCACUUAUUAUUGGAGGAGUGACUAUUGGUGAUGUCUAAGCCUCUGCCCUAAGUGGGAAGCCCCUCUUAUACUCAGGUGGCAUAGCUUCUUGGCCAAGCUUCCUGUUGGUGACCCUCUGCUCCCAGGCUUCCAUGCACAUGAGGAGGAAUUCCAAAGAUUGCGCCUGCACAAUAUGCCAGGCACCAGGCACCAUACUGAAAGAAUGACCUAAUCCCUCACUUUGCAGAUGUGAAAACUUGGCCCUGUCACUGGAAAUGUAACUGCAGGCUCCUAAAGGCCCUAUCUAUGGCAUGUGAUCCUGCUGCCCUAGCCAUUAUUAUCAGCCAAAAAAUUCUUCUCCAGGAUUUUUUGAAUCAGAAGGAAGGAAACAGGUAGUUCCUCUUUGGUAGUGAAGCUGUAAAAUGUGUGAAGUGGGGACUGCUGACAGCCAUGUUUCCUACUUUGUGGAAGAAGCAGGAUUAAGAGAAUGAUGCCAGCAUGCAAAGAAAGAGAUGCAGAGAGUGAUUCCAGGUUGUGUUUGAACUCCUGAAGCCCAACUGCCCUUGAACAUCCCCCCAAAGCUACAUUGGAUAACUUGACAUCCUGCCAAUAAAUUUAUUUCAUUCUUUCUUUUUUAAGAUUUUAUUUGAGAGAGAGAGUGAGGGAGGGAGAGAAUAGAACCCAAGGGAGCAACAGAGGGAGAGGGAAAAACAGACUCCCUGCUGAGCAGGAAGCCCAAUGUGAUGCAGGUGGGGCUUGAUCACAGGACCCUGAGAUCAUGAUCCAAGUCAAAGGCAGAUGUUUAACUGACUGAGCCACCUAGGCACCUUUUUCUUUCUUUUCUUUUCUUUUCUUUUCUCUUCUUUUCUUUUCUUUUCUUUUCUUUUCUUUUCUUUUCUUUUCUUUCUUUCUUUCUUUCUUUUUUCUUUCUUUUCUUUUCUUUUCUUUUCUUUUCUUUUCUUUUCUUUUCUUUUCUUUUCUUUCUUUCUUUCUUUCUUUUUUCUUUUCUUUUCUUUUCUUUUCUUUUCUUUUUUUAAAGAUUUAUUUAUUUAGGGAUGCCUGGAUGGCUCAGUGGUUGAGCGUCUGCCUUCGGCUUAGGGUGUGAUCCCAGGAUCCAGGAUCGAAUUCCACAUUGGGGUCCCUCUGAGGAGUCUGCUUCUCCCUCUACCUAAUUUCUCUGACUCUCUCCAUCUCUCAUGAAUAAAUAAAUAAAUCUUAAAAAAAAUAUAUUUAUUUAUUUUAGAGAGAGCGCACAUGAGCUGGUGGCAGGGGGAGCAGAGGGAGAGAGAAUCUCAAGCAGAUUCCCUGCUGAGCCCAGAGCCCCAUGUGGGGCUCGAUUUCACAUCAAGAUCAGGAUCUGAGCAGAAGCCAAGAGUGGGAUGCUUAACCACCUGAGCCACCCAGGCACCCAAAAAAAUUUUCUAUUUCAACAAUCUCUUUGGAAUUUAGUUUCUGGUACUUUCAACUAAAAGAGUCCUGACUACCAGAGGAAGAAGGGCUCCUCAGAGAAGGUAACCUUUACGCUGUUAAAGGAGAAGUAGAAAUUGUUUAAACAGACAAUGCGUGGGAGAAUUCUUUCAGCUGUGAGACUGAAGGAUGUUUAUAGGAUCACAGAGCCCCACUGGUUCCCCUUGUAGUAGGACUGACCAUGUCCCGGGAGAGUGGGCAACAAGGAGUGUUCUUUCCCUGUUCACAGGCAGAGAUACCCUGUGGAUGUACAGAUCAGUGUGGGUGGGACUUGUGCACAGGCCCUAGUAACU
This is a messenger RNA of Nyctereutes procyonoides (raccoon dog), 3544 nucleotides long. RefSeq names its product serine peptidase inhibitor Kazal type 4 (gene SPINK4). Gene Ontology annotation, molecular function: serine-type endopeptidase inhibitor activity; protein binding. The transcript has 4 exons. The record is from RefSeq and is a predicted model, not a curated record. Bases 92 to 379 code for a protein of 95 amino acids. NCBI's taxonomy places the organism in Eukaryota, Metazoa, Chordata, Mammalia, Carnivora, Canidae.